Molecule: messenger RNA, 1025 nt
Organism: Sorex fumeus (smoky shrew)
Lineage: Eukaryota; Metazoa; Chordata; Mammalia; Eulipotyphla; Soricidae
Gene: BRCC3
Product: BRCA1/BRCA2-containing complex subunit 3
Exons: 10
Coding region: 123-1007 (294 amino acids)
Biological process (GO): double-strand break repair
Cellular component (GO): BRISC complex; BRCA1-A complex
Molecular function (GO): polyubiquitin modification-dependent protein binding; metallopeptidase activity; cysteine-type deubiquitinase activity
Source: RefSeq, a predicted model, not a curated record
GGCGGGCAAGAUGGGCGCCCCGGAGCCCCGCGGCGCCGCCUCCCCGCCGCCUCCCCGGUGCCGCCCGGCCCGCCCCCGGCCGCCGCGCCGCCCCUCGCCCCGCCCCGCCCCGGCCGGCCAAGAUGGCGCUGCAGGUGGCUCAGGCCGUGCAGGCGGUGCAUCUGGAGUCGGACGCCUUCCUCGUGUGCCUCAACCACGCGCUGAGCACCGAGAAGGAGGAGGUGAUGGGGCUGUGCAUCGGGGAGUUGAAUGAUGACACAAGCCCCCAAAGGAGUGACUCAAAAUUUGGGUACAGCGGAUCUGACUCUCACACAGUUGCUGAAAAGGGUGACACCGUCAGAAUUGUUCAUAUCCAUUCUGUCAUCAUCCUGCGCCGUUCUGACAAGAGGAAGGACCGAGUGGAAAUUUCUCCUGAGCAGUUGUCUGCAGCCUCCACAGAGGCAGAGAGAUUGGCUGAACUAACAGGUCGUCCCAUGAGAGUUGUGGGCUGGUAUCAUUCCCACCCUCAUAUAACUGUUUGGCCUUCACAUGUUGAUGUUCGAACACAGGCCAUGUACCAAAUGAUGGAUCAAGGCUUUGUGGGACUUAUUUUUUCCUGCUUCAUAGAAGAUAAAAACACAAAGACUGGCCGGGUACUCUACACUUGCUUUCAAUCCAUACAGGCCCAGAAGAACUCAGAGUAUGAGAGAAUUGAAAUCCCUAUCCAUAUUGUACCUCAUGUGACCAUUGGGAAAGUGUGCCUUGAAUCAGCAGUAGAGCUGCCCAAAAUCCUGUGCCAGGAGGAGCAGGAUGCAUAUAGGAGGAUCCACAGCCUUACACAUCUGGACUCAGUAACCAAGAUCCAUAAUGGUUCAGUGUUUACCAAGAACCUGUGCAGUCAGAUGUCAGCAGUCAGUGGGCCUCUUCUGCAGUGGUUGGAGGACAGACUGGAGCAAAACCAACAGCUAUUGCAAGAAUUGCAACAAGAAAAGGAAGCACUGUUGCAAGAACUGUCUUCUUUGGAAUAAAGUAGGAGACUAAAUGGG